GAAUUACAACAUACGUGCCUGCUGGAGGUCCAUUUGUUAGAAUGGAUAGCCAUGUAUACUCAGACUACGUAGUUCCUCCCAGUUACGAUUCACUACUUGGAAAGCUUAUUGCGUGGGCUCCAACUAGGGAGAGGGCAAUUGAAAGAAUGAAGAGGGCUCUCAAUGACACCAUAAUCACAGGGGUUCCAACAACAAUUGACUAUCACAAACUUAUUCUCGACAUUGAGGAUUUCAGAAAUGGAAAGGUUGACACUGCUUUUAUUCCCAAGCAUGAAUCUGAGUUAGCUGCACCACAAGAAUUGGUACCUGUUGUCAAAGAGCUGACAAAGGUUGCUGCUUAGAUGCAUUUC
Messenger RNA from Impatiens glandulifera, 350 nucleotides. Its product is annotated as biotin carboxylase 1, chloroplastic-like. Bases 42 to 341 code for a protein of 99 amino acids. NCBI's taxonomy places the organism in Eukaryota, Viridiplantae, Streptophyta, Magnoliopsida, Ericales, Balsaminaceae. The record is from RefSeq and is a predicted model, not a curated record. The transcript is spliced from 5 exons.